AUCUGGGUUCCAAAACCUUCAAUUCAAUUCAUAGCAAAAAGUAACGAACGAUGAGGGAGAUAUUGCACGUGCAAGGUGGCCAAUGCGGUAACCAAAUCGGGUCCAAGUUCUGGGAAGUAAUAUGCGACGAGCACGGCAUUGAUCCCACCGGAAAGUACAGCGGCGAUUCCGCCAACGAUCUCCAACUCGAGAGAAUCAACGUUUAUUACAAUGAGGCUUCCGGUGGCAGGUACGUUCCACGCGCCGUCCUCAUGGAUCUCGAACCAGGCACCAUGGACAGCAUCAGAUCCGGCCCUUACGGCAAGAUCUUCCGCCCCGAUAACUUCGUCUUCGGCCAGUCCGGCGCUGGCAAUAACUGGGCCAAAGGUCACUACACCGAAGGCGCUGAGUUAAUCGAUUCUGUUCUCGACGUCGUUCGCAAAGAGGCCGAAAAUUGUGACUGCUUGCAAGGUUUUCAGGUUUGUCACUCGCUUGGAGGUGGCACGGGUUCUGGAAUGGGAACCCUCUUGAUAUCGAAGAUCAGGGAGGAAUACCCUGACAGAAUGAUGCUCACUUUCUCUGUUUUCCCUUCUCCAAAGGUCUCUGACACGGUUGUGGAGCCAUACAAUGCUACUUUAUCUGUGCACCAACUCGUGGAGAAUGCAGAUGAGUGCAUGGUUCUUGACAACGAAGCACUCUAUGACAUCUGCUUCAGGACUCUCAAACUCACCACUCCUAGUUUUGGUGAUCUGAACCACCUGAUUUCUGCAACUAUGAGUGGAGUUACCUGCUGCUUGAGGUUCCCUGGACAACUGAACUCUGACCUCAGGAAGCUGGCCGUGAAUCUGAUCCCAUUCCCGCGUCUUCACUUCUUUAUGGUUGGGUUUGCGCCUCUCACAUCUCGUGGGUCACAGCAAUACGUGUCUCUCACUGUCCCAGAACUCACACAGCAAAUGUGGGACGCCAAAAACAUGAUGUGUGCCGCAGAUCCCCGCCACGGCCGCUACUUGACGGCUUCUGCAAUGUUCAGGGGAAAGAUGAGCACCAAAGAGGUGGAUGAACAAAUGAUCAAUGUUCAGAACAAGAAUUCUUCGUACUUUGUUGAGUGGAUUCCCAACAACGUGAAGUCGAGUGUGUGUGAUAUCCCUCCCAAGAAUUUGAAGAUGUCGUGCACUUUCAUUGGUAACUCCACCUCAAUUCAAGAGAUGUUUAGGAGGGUGAGUGAGCAAUUCACUGCAAUGUACCGCCGCAAAGCCUUCUUGCACUGGUAUACAGGGGAAGGAAUGGACGAAAUGGAGUUCACUGAGGCAGAGAGUAACAUGAACGAUUUGGUAGCAGAAUACCAGCAGUACCAGGAUGCAACCGCGGACGAGGAUGAAGAGUACGAAGAGGGUGAGGAGAAUGUUUAUGAGGAGCAUUAGCUGAACCUCAACCAAAUUUGCUACUAAUCGUGUAUCUAGCUGUGGCUGUCUG
This is a messenger RNA of Abrus precatorius (Indian licorice), 1452 nucleotides long. Its product is annotated as tubulin beta chain-like. Lineage: Eukaryota; Viridiplantae; Streptophyta; Magnoliopsida; Fabales; Fabaceae. The coding region runs from base 51 to 1400 and encodes 449 amino acids. Gene Ontology annotation, molecular function: GTP binding; GTPase activity; structural constituent of cytoskeleton. Gene Ontology annotation, biological process: mitotic cell cycle; microtubule cytoskeleton organization. The record is from RefSeq and is a predicted model, not a curated record. The transcript has 3 exons. Gene Ontology annotation, cellular component: cytoplasm; microtubule.